GUCGACGAAGAAAACGGUUGUAUUGAAAACCGAGACGAGGAGCGGAGCAGAGGGUAGAAACUCACCGGCAAGCAGGCUAAGCUCCCACGGCAAAACCCUCCCAGACAAGCAAAAGAAAUUGGAGACAAUACUUUGAGUCCAGUUUCCGAGCCAGUAGAUUUCACUGUUAGCCGGGCCACCGCAGACAAGUAGCGCAGAUGGACACCAGAAACAACUCUGAAGAUAAAUCUGUCCAGCGAUCAAAGUCUUUCAGCUUUAAGACCCAAAAGGAAGUGUGUGCAACAUGUGAGAAGACAGUCUACCCAAUGGAGAGAUUGGUUGCCAACAACCUGGUUUUCCAUUCAGCAUGCUUCUGCUGCAAGCACUGCAAAGCCAAGCUGAGCCUCGGCUCCUUCGCAGCUCUUCAGGGCGAGUUUUACUGCAAGCCCCACUUCCAGCAGCUUUUCAAAAGCAAAGGCAACUAUGACGAAGGUUUCGGACGCAAGCAGCACAAAGAGCUCUGGGCUUCCAAGGAGUCAGAUAACAUCACAAAGUCGCCAUGAUCACACCUGCCUUUUAUUGUUUUUUUUGUCCUUUUGAACACCUCCAGCAUGUUUUGCGAUGAACACAUGCCUCGUUAUGCUGGGGCGCAGUUAAUUCCACCACGCGCUUUUUUAAAAAACGCCAUCUGAACAGAAACAUGCACAAACUACUUAUAAAUGACCCAUAGCAUCAAAACGUCUGGAGAUUUUAAUCAACUAUCAUUUUAGACCUUUAUUUUUCUCUUUCCUGUGGAAUUGAUAGUUGAUUGUGACCAAAUUUCUUCCCUGCACUAAAAUAAACAAAAUCUUGCCAAGUGUUUUUGGUCUAGUUUGUAUUGCAAAUAUCUUAAUUCACAUGAAAUAUCGACAAUAAACUUACAAAUAUUUUUUCAGAAAGAAAUAAUAGCUAAUAACUCCUUAAUAUUCAUGAAAAAUACUAGUUCCAUUGGCAGAUUAUUCCACUUAAACAAUGGGAAAAGUUUCUUGUUAUAAGUGAAAUAAACUGCCAGUGGACUGUGUACUUUUUAAUCAGUAUUUUUUGAAAACAAGCUCUUAUUUCUUAAAUUGUUAAGUUAAUUUUGUCUUAUUUCAAGUUUACUAAGAUAUUUGCGCUAGAAGCUCACCCAAAAUUACUUGGUUAAGCUUUUGUGUUUUUGCAGUGUAAAACGGGAGCGCAUCAAAACCGUUUCUUUUUCUACUCAAAAUAAAAAGAAAUGGUAGUAAUAAUAAUAAUUUGCACCAUUUUUUUGUUUUGUUUUGUUUUCUACCACAUCCUCAGGCAUUUCAGAAGAGUUUCAGAGCAACAAUGUUUCAAACAGAGCAUGCACUCAGGUCAGUUUUUACCCAAUAAUCAAGAUCGAUGCAUAGAUUCAAACAAUCCCUCGCUGUGGUACGCUGUUACAGGUUUAUUCAGGAACAAACAGGGUACUGUAUAACAACCGCAUACAUCAGCAACAGCUCACCUCAUGUUUUGCUUUUUCUUAUUAAUAUUCAAUUAAUCCACUUCCUGGUUUUGAAUUCCCAGUCCCAGUCUUAUCCUUGCAUGUUAGUAUGACUGGGUCUUAUUAGCCUUACCUUUCAACUGUAAUUACGUCUUGUGUUGUGAACGGUUUUGUUUCAUCACUGCAUACACUGCAAAAACACAAAAUAUUACUAAGUAAUUUUGGUCGAGUUACUAGUGCUUGAAGUAAGACAGAGCUAAGUUACAAACAACUUUUCAGCAGCACGAAGGAGCUUGUUUUAAGUUACUACUUCCUUAACAUUGAUGAAAAAGGGCCAGUUUCCAUUAGCAACUAGCUAAUUGGCAGAUUAUUUCUUUUAUAAUAUGAGGAAAAUGUUUUGUUAUAAUUUAAAUAAUCUAGCAGUAGAACUAGUGCUUUUUAAAUUAAUAUUAAGGAAUUACUGACUUAAAAUAAGCUCCCAUAUCUUGGUGAAAAGUAACUUAGUUUUGUCUUAUUUCCAGUUUACAAAGAUAUUUGAGCUAGAAACUCGUCCAGAAUUACUUAAGCUUUUGUGUUUUUGCAGUGUAGCAGCCUGUUUCUCUACUUUUAUUGUCAGAAUAUCCAAUAAUUUCUGAAACCUGUGUUUUGUAUGCUAUCUGUACAUAGAGCCGUGGUUUGUGAUUGUCGACCGUUUCCCUUCUCCUCUAUCUUGCUGUACUCUCACUUUGCACAAGCAAACACAAUUACCAAACAUGAUGUAGAAAAUCACGACGGAAACUGAGGCCUUGUCUGCUUACAUGUGAAAACAGACAAGAAAAUGUUGCUCCUCUGUUGUUUGAGGCAUGUUAGUCAUUGAUAAGUCUUGUGAAGAUUGUGAUUGUUAAUCGAAAUUCUUAAAGAAUUAGUCUACUCGAUGUUUUUGAUUCAUAAAGAUGUGGAUGAAACCUUUUUGGGUAAGAGAUGAAGCAUCUUGGAGAAAUUGUGUGGCAUUCAUACCACUGGAUAGUCAUCAUUUCCAUCCCCCCCAAAAAGGUGGAUAAGAUUCACUUUUGUAUUAUUGCCUUUCUCUUCAUACUUUCUGUUACGCAAGUGGACCUAUUCUCAAAAUGCUCGUUUUGCAGCGUUCAUGCUUGCAAACCCCAUUGCAGACCUCCCUCUGCUGGAGAAUGCGUGUCAGUGAACGAGGGCCCUGCUAAUAAUUUGCCUAAGAACCUAACAGCCUUUUUCAAAACGUUGCCUCGGUCUGCUGUGCUUUUUAAUCAAAACUCCCAAGAGAAUCUAGUUAAUCGAUGUCUCCAUCUUUAUAUUCCGCCAAUUAAAUAUCUAAUUUCCUAAAUUGUGUGAAUAUUGCUGACUUGAAUGACACAAAGUACGUUUUUUGACUGAAAGUUUACUGUGAAACUGAGCAUGCUGUGCGGAAAAGAGAAAGAGAGCCAAGCCUUAGAAAUAAGCAGUUGACCUGAUUGUGUUUAAACAAGAUUCCCAUAAGAAGUCAAUGUUUCUGGGGUUUUUUAAUGUUUUUUUGUUUCGAGCAUGUGUCAAACUCGAGGCCCGGGGGCCAACUCUGGUCCACCAUCACCUUUUGUGGCCGUUUGAUGCCAACAGUCAAGAGAACAAUGUUCUUAAACAUUGUUUUAUCAAUUAAAUCAAAUCUGUUUUUAUCUAUUUUCUGCCAGAUUACGUCAAUCAGUCCCUCCAGUGUCUUGCAAAUUAUUGUGGAAAUUCACUCAAAAUGAACAAAUCCAUGCACUUUUUCACGCUAACACAUAAUUAUGAGUUUAUUGAAAAUUUUUCACAAAAAGAUUUGGGUUUCAAUGGUGCUCUCUUUCUUACUUGGACUAAACAGCUGCCUCAGCCUGAACUGAUGUCAGAUUAUAGAAAUAAAAAAUCACAUUUAUCAUCACAAAUAAGUAUCAUUAUUAAUAAUCUUUGGUUAAAAAUUAAAUGUGAAAUCCUGGAGGGACUGAAAACAUGUUCAAUAUUGUUUAAUUUUAAGAAUUAAUUAAUAUUUUAACUGGUUUUAUCAAUAAAUUCUGGGACACCCGGGCCUUUAAGAGCACUCUUACCUUGAUUUGACCCAAAAUGAAAUAAGAUCCCUUCACCAAACCAGCAGCCAUCAUUUUUAUCCACAUUUUCCACAAACGUUUUUCUUCUUGCGGUUUCUACAUUUUCAACGCUUUAAAAUCAAGUGGCUUGUUUUUUGAAAUGCUGUUUAUGUCAUCCUCUGCAGUUUGCCAAGGUACAACAGCAGAAUCUGUGAACUGCACACCUUUACACCUGCACAGUUGAGUAAAGCAGAAAAGGUAAACUGGUUUACUCUGGAGCCCAGAGGCUCAGGUGAAUGAUUGCAGUGUGACAUGACGUGAGUCUGCUCCUUUUUGUGCUGGACAUACAUGUUGUUUCUAUUGCUGUUGUCACCGAGACGAUAAUAAUGUACGCAUCUCUGAAGGUGUAUCGUUUUCCAGACUUGACCUGAGGGUUGAGAUGGCCUUACAGCAAAAAUAAAUUGAAAAAGAAGAGGUUUGGACUGCUUGCAGUCUUUCCCCCCGUAUUCCUUUAAUACUUGUUUCAAAUGUAAGCAUCUCUUUCCUUUCCAUCAUUAUACACAAUCAAUUUUUUCUUUUUUUACAUGCUUUUGGAAAAAAAAUAAAUGCUGGUGUUGAUUUAAAUCA
This is a messenger RNA of Poeciliopsis prolifica (blackstripe livebearer), 4134 nucleotides long. RefSeq names its product LIM domain containing 2 (gene limd2). Gene Ontology annotation, molecular function: actin filament binding. NCBI's taxonomy places the organism in Eukaryota, Metazoa, Chordata, Actinopteri, Cyprinodontiformes, Poeciliidae. Bases 198 to 542 code for a protein of 114 amino acids. The record is from RefSeq and is a predicted model, not a curated record. Gene Ontology annotation, biological process: actin filament bundle assembly. Gene Ontology annotation, cellular component: actin cytoskeleton; plasma membrane. The transcript has 4 exons.